Klebsormidium nitens is the source of this 561-nucleotide messenger RNA. NCBI's taxonomy places the organism in Eukaryota, Viridiplantae, Streptophyta, Klebsormidiophyceae, Klebsormidiales, Klebsormidiaceae. The record is from the annotation of a GenBank genome assembly.
AUGCGGCUCCUGCAGGCAUCCGUCUCUUCCGCCCACGUUCCGCCGAGGGAGAGCGUCACCAUCAGAGUGGGCUUCCGCCCACCGGAAUUCGCUCUAGACAGCGCUGAGGACUCCGCCUUCCAGGGGUCUAUACUUUUGACGUUCUCGAACGGAACGGAGCAGCUCUUUCCGCUCUCCGCGGACUUCAUCCGGCCGGAACUGCUGCCUUCCGUCGGUACGCUCGCCUUCCCCUCCAAGGUCCACAUCAAGGCGCAGCGCACGCUCACCUUCACGCUCAGCAACCCGACCCAGGCGGACGCCACGUGGCAGCUUGUGGACGGUGGAUCGGACGGGGGCGAAUCGUCACCGUCCGAGCAGGAUGUAUUCGUUGUAGAGCCCCGGGCGGGGAAACUAGAGGGGAGGGGCGUCGGGCACCCGCGAACGCAAAUAAUAACUGUCCGAUUUGCGCCAAAGGAAUCCAAGCCGUACGCAAGGCGUCUAAUUUUAAGAGUGGAGAAGGGGAGGGGGGGCGUCAUUACGCUGAUUGGAGAGGGCACGCUGGACGAGCGCUUUGAAAGCUGA